GAUACCAUUUGUACUCAUUCCCGGAAGAAAACAAAGUGAAAAUGUGUUGGAAAUGGUCGACUAAUAGUUAUUGAACAUGGUUUAAAGUGGGAUUUCCUGUCCUUCUCACUCAGUCCGGUGUCAGUCAGGGAUUUAAACUCAAAUCGCCAUAAUGUAAACGGAGUUUACGUCAGAUCUGUGGUUCCAUGAGAAAAUAAACUCAACAUGGCGGUUGCGAAUGGUCCGAACAGUGAAAUUGUGGACACCCUUCGGAAUCUAGAACGAGGACUGGUUGUGACCAUAUUCUUUGCAAGGAGGAGACCAGAAAGGCGGACUCUCAAAGUGAAAUUAGAAACCAGACAGCUUUUAUGGAUCAAGGCACAAGGUGGCAGGCCAGAAGGCACAGCGAAUUUGCGGGAGGUGAAGGAAGUGCGAGCAGGGAAGAGUUCACGAGACUUCGACAAAUGGCCAGAUGAAGCGAGAAAAGCAGACAGCAACCUCUGUUUUAUACUCAUAUAUGGCAAUGACUUCAAACUGAAAACUCUCUCUGUUGUUGCUUCUUCCCCCGACGACUUCAGACGAUGGAAGUCCGGACUAGAUUGGUUGGAAAAAAGUGCCAAAAAUGCUCCUUAUCAGCAUCAGCUUGAACGAUGGCUGCGACGGGAGUUUUACCUCAUAGACAAGGCUGGAAGUGAUGUGGUGACGUUGAAGACAAUGAAGGCCUGGAUGCAGCGUGUGAACACAAAGAUUCCGACCAAUAAACUCAGGGAACGCUUCCAGGAAAUCGUAGAAAAAGGUGGAAAAGAAGAACUGGUGUUUGAACAGUUCGCUCUGCUGUUCCACCGACUUGUGUUUGUACCUGUGAUUAUAACCAAUUAUUUAGAGUUUUACUUGGAAUGUCCUCCACAGAAAGUUAUUAAUCCAGAAAAAUUUCAACAGUUUUUGAAACAUGAACAAAAGGAGAGCAUUUCAGAAAACCUUGUUGCAGUAAAGGAGAUGAUGGUGAAAUUCCUUGCUGAUCCAAUCCGUCACAAAAACAAUGUGUACUUUACAGAUAUGGAGUUUCAAGACUACUUGUUUUCCAAAGACAAUACUAUUUGGGACGACAAGCAUGACAGGAUCAACCAGGAUAUGACCCAACCAUUGUCUCAGUACUGGAUAGCUUCCUCUCAUAACACAUACCUAACAGGAGACCAGAUAUCAAGUGACUCGUCUGUGGAGGCCUACGUACGCUGUCUCCGUAUGGGUUGUAGAUGUAUAGAGUUGGAUUGUUGGGAUGGCCCAGAUGGCUACCCCAGUAUAUAUCACGGCCACACACUGACCUCAAGGAUUCGAUUUCUCGACGUUCUUAAAGCUAUCAAGGAUCAUGCCUGGGUCGCAUCAGAGUACCCGCUUAUUCUGUCCAUAGAAAACCAUUGUUGCCUUGGUCAGCAAAGAAACAUGGCCAUGGCUUUUAAAGACACGUUCGGAGCUGACUUACUGGUAGAACCAGUGGACGGAGACCAACACCAGUUGCCUUCACCAGAGAAACUCAAGCGUAAAGUCAUCCUAAAGCAUAAAAAGUUGGAUCUUCCCAAAGAUGGCGGUGCUACAGAAUGUGUUGUGGAUAGAGUGGAUGAAAAUAUGCCAACGGGACGGGAAGGAGAUAUGAACAAUGCAGUGAAAACUGGGGUGUUGUACCUAGAGGACCCAUUUGAAAGUGUAUGGCAUCCUCACUUUUUUGUGUUGACGAGUACAAAGCUACACUACACCGGGGAGACGGACCAAAACCAGCAGGAAGAGGAUGAUGCUGAAGAAGACAACGGAUCUGUGACGAGUGAGGACCGCCCCCAGGACGAACUCCACUUCAGCGAACGUUGGUUCCAUGGAAAGUUAGAGGGAGGGAGAAACAAGGCCGUGGAACUCUUACGAGAAUAUGCCUCCCUGGGAGAUGGAGCUUUCCUGGUCCGAGAGAGUGAGACAUUUGUCGGAGACUUCUCUUUGUCAUUCUGGUGGCAAGGAACUACACAGCACUGUCGUAUCAAGUCCAAACAAGAGAUGGGUACCACCAAGUAUUUCCUGAUUGAGACCACCCUGUUUGAUAGCCUUUAUGAACUUAUCACCUUCUAUCGUACCAACCCACUCCGCAGUCAGAACUUCUCGAUCAUUCUGUCCGAGCCCAUUCCACAACUCGUCAGUCAUGAGGGCAAAGAUUGGUUUCACUCCAACCUUGACCGUAGCCAGGCUGAGGACAUGUUGAAGAAGAUUGGAAGAGACGGAGCCUUCCUUGUCCGCCGAAGUGUCAAAAACCAGGACUCCUAUGCUAUAUCAUUCAGAGCUGAUGGGAAAAUCAAGCACUGUCGUAUCCAGAAUGAGGAGCGCUUGUUUGUUAUUGGAUCAGCUGAGUUUGAGAGUUUGGUGGACCUCGUGGAGUACUACGAAAAGAACCCUCUGUAUAAUAAAGUCCGUCUCAAAUAUGCCGUCAGUCAGCGACUCGUAGAGGAGAGAGGCGUGGUACCGGAUAUGGAUGAGAAUCGUGGAGCAGAGGGAAUUUAUCACCAGCCAAAUGAGUUUGUAACCAAGGUAAAGGUCAAAGCUCUGUACGACUAUCCAGCGAACCGCACGGAUGAACUCUCCUUCCUGAAGGGUGCUAUCAUCACCAAUGUCAACAAGUCCGACAAUGGGUGGUGGCGUGGUGAUUAUGGUGACAAGAAGCAGGCCUGGUUCCCCGACUACAUGGUGGAAGAGAUUGAGACCCAGGAUGAGUCUGCAGACACGACUCCCUUGGGGGCUAUGCAGAAAGGCUGCAUAGAUGUUCAGGGCUGUAAAAUAGAGCCAGUGAGUCGAACAGACCGUCCGUUUGUUGUGCGUAUCUUUACACGUACACAAAACGUUCCGAUUGAAGUGGCCGCCGACAGUGAAGCGGAGAUGAAGGAAUGGAUAGAGAAUAUCAACAUGUGUACUAACAAUCUGGAUGGAACGAAACAAGAGGACAAACGAUUAGAGCGUAAGAAGUGUCUGGCUCGUGACCUUUCUGACCUCGUCAUCUACACCAUUGCAGUGCCAUUUGAACCGCAAAGAGUAAUGAACAAUCCAAAUUGCUGCGAGAUGUCUUCAUUCUCUGAAACCAAGAUGGAGAAGUUUUUCUCUCUGUCUCAGGCAAAUUUCUUUGUCAAAUACAAUAGGAAUCAGUUAAGUCGUGUCUACCCUAAAGGGUCACGGCUCGAUUCCUCCAACUAUGACCCAGUGCCUUGCUGGAACGUGGGCACACAGAUGGUGGCCCUUAACUAUCAGACUCCGGACCGCUCUAUACAGCUCAACCAGGGGCGUUUCCUCAGGAACGGAAACUGUGGCUACCUACUGCAGCCUGCGACGAUGAAAAUCCCAGUGUUCAAUCCUUAUGACAAGACCACUCUACAAGGGGUGGCCCCUCUCACCAUAUCAAUCACGGUAAUAGGUGCUCGUCACCUGGUGAAGUCCGGCCGCGGAAUAGCUAGUCCUUUUAUAGAGAUAGAAGUUACCGGAAUUGAUUAUGACGUCCACAAGUUCAAAACUCCAACAAUAGCGGACAAUGGCCUGAACCCUGUCUGGAAGGACAACAAUUUUGUGGUUUUUGACCUGCUGUGUCCAGAACUUGCAAUCAUUCGCUUCGUCGUCCAGGAUGAGGAUACCUUUGGAGAACCAAACUUCCUCGGACAGGCCACCUUCCCUGUCCCAUGCAUCAAAAGUGGUUAUCGGAGUAUACCCCUGAAAAAUGGAUUUGGGGAGGAUUUAGAAAUGGCCGCCAUCCUAGUCCACAUGGAGAUGCGGAACCCCCAGGAAUCGGAGGACUGUUACAUAUACGGAUGUAUACAGGAACUCCUGGAAACCAAGAACAAACUCACAAGAGAAUUAGAGGAAAUGGAACAAUCCGGACAGAGUGAUAAUGCUAUCCAGUCUCUUCAAGAUGAACUCAAAGAGACAGAGCAGGUUCUACUCGCCAAGAAUGAGGAACGGCGACAGAGAAAGAUGACGGUGAAGCAGAACAAAAAAGUGGUCUACCGACGGACGUCCGCUAGUUGAUGAUGUAAGGAACAGAUAGAGAGGGGACACUAAUAGCAAUAAUCUAAUGCUGUAUAUACAUGAUAUAACCAUCACUGCUGGUAAUCCUCACGAACCUGAUUGGUCCCCGACUCCGAAUCCAAGUGCUAAUUACUGACAACUUUGCAUACUUCGUUUUUUUUUUUUCUGGAAAUUUUACCAAACCAGAAUAAAGAGUCCUGACUUGUUCAAAAUUUGCAUUUUACGCCUGAACGAUCAACAUCUUUCAAUCAUUUGUAUUGUUGUAUUGUCUUUUCCAUGUCCAAAUUUCUUGAGGAUCUUAAGACCGUUUGUACAUGUGAAUAAGUUCCCUAUCUAAAUUGUUCAUUGAAUGAGAAGUGGACUUUUUCUUCAUUUUUUGUUUGUUUUUUUGUUUUUGCCUGCAUAAAUACUUAGAUUGUAUAUAAUGCGAUAUUUCAGUAACAUGUGUAGAAUGUAUCUGGGUAUAGAAUCUGUAAUGUAGAACUAAUUAAUUCUCAUCAGAGAUAUCUAAUUCAGUGAUAUUCUCAGCAGAGAGAUCUAAUUCAGUGAUAUUCUCAGCAGAGAUCUGAUUCAGUGAUAUUCUCAGCUGAGAUAUCUGAUUCAGUGAUAUUCUCAGCAGAGAGAUCUGAUUCAGUGAUAUUCUCAGCAGAGAUCUGAUUCAGUGAUAUUCUCAGCAGAGAUCUGAUUCAGUGAUAUUCUCAGCAGAGAGAUCUGAUUCAGUGAUAUUCUCAUCAGAGAGAUCUGAUUCAGUGAUAUUCUCAUCAGAGAGAUCUGAUUCAGUAAUAUUCUCAGCAGAGAGAUCUGAUUCAGUAAUAUUCUCAGCAGAGAUCUGAUUCAGUGAUAUUCUCAGCAGAGAUCUGAUUCAGUGAUAUUCUCAGCAGAGAUCUGAUUCAGUGAUAUCUCACUAGAUUCAUCAACAUUCCCUAAAGGUUAUCAAUAUAAAAUACAUAUAUAUCCCAUGAGAGGACUCCAGAAAUAAGGCAAUUCUGUACUGGAGAAAAUAGAGAUUAUCAUAUGGUAAUGUUUUAAUCGAAUAACUUAUUUUGGUAAUUUGUGAUUGAUAAAGCUGGAGUCCUCCAAUUUGGUAGAGAUUUUACUGGAUUAGUCUCCACUUUAUAAUUCUUCCUUUUGAAAGUAAUAUUAGAUUUCAGAAAGAAAUCUUAGUUAAGGAUCUUAGUUAAGGAAUUUUCCUUAAAUUCUUAAAUGCUUUUCUAUGAAUAAUUAAAGAAUUCUCUUAGUUAAGGAAUGUUGAUGAAAUGGGUACCUAACUCUGGUUUCAUUAAAUAACAUUCCUUAGCUUAAGAAAAUGUCUUUAACUAAAAAUUUGAUACAGGGAAAGAUUAAGUUUAGAAAUAUCCUUAAGCUAAGGGAUGUUGAUGAAGCUGGGGCCAGAACUACAUAUCGACUCCAGUCUCAGAUUAUUACAAAUUUCUGAUGUUUACUGCUGUUGUAUCAUUGAAGUAACCACAAGUUGUACUACACUGAGCUGAGCUAUAACCGUAAUUGUGAACAAUUAACAUGUAGUUUUAAUUUUGUAGAGGCUAGGAUUUUUUUUUUUUUUUUUUAUUGUACAAAUACCAUGGUUUAAACGGACAAUUUUAUGAUUAUUAUACAUUAAUGCUAUAUUUAUUUUAGCUAAUGUUUUGCCAAAAUGGUGAGAUUUAUGAUUGGAGUACUGUGAGGUUUGUGAAGGUCAGGGACAAUGGACUCUUGAUGGAGGGUACCUGAUUUGUGGUCCAUUCAAGGGACAUAACUGUGUAAAUUAAAUGUAUAUAAUUAUACUAACAUUGAUAAACCUGCCAUAAAGAAUUGUACUGUAUAGUAAAGUCCAAUGUCUAUAAUUAUCUGAGAUUUCCAUAGUAUUGACCAAAUGCUUUAAAAGCAUAACUCACAAGCAUUUGAACAAUUGUAUUUUAUUAUGUACCUAUACCACAGUGUACAUCUUGUAAACAAAAUUUUCGAGAAAAAAUAUAGAAAAUGUCUUUGAAUGUAAAUACUUAUUAGAUUUCACAGAAAGUAUAAAAUAGUAAUAAUGUCCUGAGAUUAAUCUCAAUAAGGCAUUCAAUUGAUAGUGUAUAUUCUAUUGUAAUAAAGGGCAAGAACUGUGUAUUGAAAAUUUUCCUUGACAAAUCUCAGAACUUGCUAACGAAUGCUCGGAACUUGCUAAAAAACACCAUUGAAACCACAUUAUGUAAUAAUAUUCAAAUGUACUGCAGUAAGUGGCUGCACUCACAACAUAGGCUUACCAAUCAGUAUUUCUGUGCGACAACGUCCAAGCCUGCAAAAAUACAAAUGUUCUGCUCAGUUUUGGAGGAUAGCUUUAAUUAAUUGUAUUAUACAAUAUAGGUUUCUGACAAUAUUACUAAGAAAUUGAAAUGUGUUUUUCUACCAUAAUUCUUUAAGAAACAAUUUCAAUUCAUUUUGCUGAUGUCUGAAAAGGUGACAAAAUAUCAGGAUGGAGGGGUUUGUGUGGAAUCAGUGUCCUUGCUAUAUUACAUUAUCAGCUUGUAGGUGCAUUUACUGUAGAAAUUGUGGAUUCAGUGUGAUGAAAUCAAGCCCCAAACUUUGUAUACAUCACAUCUGUACAAAUCAUAUAUUCAGAAAAAUAUUGACAAGAACAUUUUUUUUUAAAUUGUGCGCUGCUUGAACAAAGAUGAUUGUCAUUUAACUGUUUGAAAAGAAUCUGGAUUGACAAAUGCAUGCUGUACAUUGUGUAUUGAUAAGUUAAACUGUUCAUACUGGGGAGAUUUUUGCUGAUGCUGAUGAUGUGAAUUAUUGGAACAUUAUUGCCGUCAUUGAACAUUUGAGAGUUCCCACAAUUUAACAAAUUUUCAGUCAACACAUUUUCAACAGUGAUUCCAUAGUUUCCUGUGAAUUAAUCACAACACCAUAUACAUGUAUAUGGCUCCUUAUCGCAAAGGCAACUCUUGGUAAACUACUGUAAGAUAACACAUGGCUUAUACCUUGAAACUAGUGUAACAGUAUUCUUGGAUGGACACAGAUAUCCAUUGUUUGCUUGCGAUAUUGUAUAGAUAUCACGAUGUUGCGAUUUACACUUCAUUGGUUUUUUUUUUUAUUAUUAAUUUAGCAAAUCUUUUGUGAGAUCCAUUUAUUCUAAUUAUAUUUUUUUCUAUCUCUUAAUUUAAGCUGCUGGCCAUAGUUGUUUGCAGUGCAAUUUUUUUAAUUGAGUUGUACUAUUGGACAUACAAGAAAAAUAUAUUAAAUUUCUUAUAACUGACAUAUUGAAAAAAGUGCUAAAUUUAGAAAUUGAACUUACAUAUGUACUAUCGUGUAGUUUAACGCCUAAGAUUGACUGGAAAAACUUGUGUACUAUCAAGUGUACUACAUUAUUGUAUGCUGGUAUUUCUAAGGAGGACAAUUAUACACUGUUAUAUUUUCCUAUAAAAGUGUUAUAGAAUUGAAUAUCAAAAGUAUGAAUUAACAUGCCCUGAUUCAACAAGAGCUGUUAGGAAAACUAGCAUCAAUCUGUAACAGUUUUUAAGUUUGGCGCAAUUUACAGGAAGGUUGUUCAAUAAUGACUUUGUAUAUUGUUGAAGUUGCAUUUAAUGAAUUUUCAUAUUCUAUAUGCUUUGAAGAUUUUACUGCAAAGUUUUGUUUUACCAAGAGAUGAUCAAUGCAGUGAUCGUAUACUACUUGUUAGAGUCUAAUAUGAUGCAAUACAUCUGCUCUUUUUCUCUACUGAAGAUCAUCGGUUACAUUACAGUGACUACCGUAUUUACCGCAAGUAAGCUACUGUCCCGUUCCCUCAUUUUUGAAGAACCAUCAAUUUCAGUAAGUAGUAAGCUAAAACUUAAAUACAAGUACUUAUGUUUUAAACUAGGGAAGGGGCUAAUUUGAGGAUAAAUAUCUCAUUUUGGUUAAAGUACAUAUGCUUGGACAAGACUUUGAUUUAGUGGAUUCAUGUUAAACUAGAAUCAUACAUACCAUAUAGAUUCUGUAAUAAGCCCAGGGGGACAACAUUUAAACUUGAUUGACCCAAGGUAGGGUUGGAUACUCUAUAAACAGCGAGUAGAAGAUGCUAUGGGUGGGAUUUAUACUAAGGUGGAGUAAUAUCUGGAAACAGUCCCAACUUAAGACUGCCUGAAGUGAGAUCUAUAUAUCCUUAAAACGGUGGGAUAUUUGUAAAGAGUUAUUUUUUGCAGGUGUAUUUCAAAUUGUGUACAGGUAUUUGUGAUUCAGAAUUCAAUUAUUUUUUUUUUAGAUUUUAUUAUUUUAUGAAAUAUCAUAAUCAUGGAGACAUUCUUCUGACAAACUUGUGUAAUUAAUAUUCUUUCUGAUGAAAUAGUUUAAUAAUUUAAUAUUAUUGAAUACCAUGUUGCUAUACACCACCACCCCCAUUCCCACCCCCACCGCUCCCCCAACUCGUAGCAAUUGCCUCCUGAGCGUAUUACUGGAAACAUACCGCAUCAUACCAUACAUAAAUUUCAUAUAUUUACUCAAAGAAUUGCUUGUUCGAUCCAAUAUCUAGGCUCCAAGCUGGAGACCACAUACUACUUGCUAGGAAUUAACUCUGUCAUGUUAUUAAGGAUUUUAUUGUAAGUCAUAGAUGUAAAGAGACUGAAUGGAGAGUGUAUACCCUCAAUAUCAUUUUCUUCCAGUUGUUUCAUUUUUUAUACACUUUCUUCAUGAGUUAUUUGUGUUCUGGUAGUUUUGUCGUUACUUGGUGUGGCCAAUUCCUUACUGAAUGUGUAGAGCACAGGAAGCUGUAGAAAUAGGUUUGUGUUUGUUAGAUGAGGGGUAAAAUUGUUAGUGUUAAUUGAUUUGUUGUACAGGUACAUACAAAUUUUUACACAGUAUAUAUAAAAUACAAGUAGUUGACCUACAUAAAUGAUUGUUAAUGCUCUUUUUUAUAUUUCUGUACUCCUAAAAACUGAGAUUAUAGCUGAAACGGAAGGUCUUUAGUAAAGGACUUUAAGCUUACAUACAAAGCUUCUGUCAAGGUUAAAGGGUCCGGAGUCACCUUUGACCCCUUCUGUAAUAAAAAGAUUGGGUACCAGAUAAUUGAUGAAACCCUUGACAGAUUUAGUUCAUAUGCACAAAGAUUAGGUAGGAACUGGAUUGAUUUCACAUACACAAUCUCAAUGGCAAUUUCAUGAUUGUGAGUAAAUUUACAUAAAGAAAAUGUGAGUGGCUAUCAAAAACAAAUUAUUUUGUUUGCAUUGUUUAGUUAGAACAGAUUGGAAAUAGGAGUUAUUCAAUACUACAUUAAAGAUGAAUAUUUUUAGUUCGAGACUUAAUGUUUUCUUUAUAUUUUUGAAUUUUUAACGUGUGUACUGUUAAUUAUAGGUAUGAGGGGAGUGAUUUUACUGAUGUUAUCGUGCUGUGUCAUCGCUGUAUGAUGUGUCGCGUAGCAAUAAUCAAACAAUGCUGCCAUAGAUUAGCAGUAUGCAAACUGAUUACAGUCCUCAUCGAAGCUUUCUUUACAAGGAUUUUCAUAAGAAAAUUCGGAGGUUAGAUUAAUGGCUUGGUUAAACUUAAAAACCAAAUAUUGUUAAUUUGUAGAAAGUAUUUUCAUUAGUUAGUAUACAUACUGUCCAUGACCUUAAUAAUAUGAACUUUGACCCCACAGAAAUUGCAUCAUCACACUUUUGUGGUGAAUGAUAUCUUAUAAAGUGAUGAUGAUUAUAAAAUGACAAUAUCCUAUGAACUAGCAGGUUUUGGUAGGAGACGACACUAAGAAUUAAUUUUUAAUCACUGUUUAGAUGACACUAAGAAUUAAUUUUUAAUCACUGUUUAGAUGACACUAAGAAUUAAUUUUUAAUCACUGUUUCCAAUGAAUCUCCUUCUGAACGCCACCGUUUGGGCUCUAGACAUCACAGUCAUAUAGGUUGCCUGGCCCCAGUUUCAUCAAUAUUCUAAAAUUUAAGAUUUUCCAUACGAAAGCAAUAUGGAAUUGAAGGCAAGUCUCAACUGAGAUUUCCCCCUUAAAUCCAAUAAUGCCUUCCUAUGGAAAAUUUUAAAUAAAGGAAUUGAUUUGAAUUAAGAACGUUGAUGAAAUAGGGGCCUGAUUUUAUGGUAAAUAGUGCUGAAGAGCUUCCUAUGAUAAAGGUUAUUUAACAGAGAGAUGGAUCAAAGUUUAGAAGCCUAUGGGUAGUGUAUUAAAUAUUUUACAUGUUAACCAUGGAGAACUAUCACAUAUUUACCUGAUGGCUGGUUAACAGUCAAUUUCUAAUUCAUCUGCUGUGUAGAUAUACCACCAAAUACUUAAUUGUACAGUUUGUAUAGACAAUUACAUUGACAGCAGAUAUAUAAAUUUUUAAAAUUUCAAAAAUCAACUUUGCAAACGUUUGGAGACACAAACACAAACACAGAAAAUAUUCUCACAAAUAUCAAUUCAAUACUGCAAUAAAUCUUUAGAAUCAACAUUUCAUUUCAAAAGAUUUUUAAAAAUAUUGACUCAACACUGUGAAAAGGGAAUUAACACUUCAGCCUAAAGAUUCCCAACAUCUAGAUUCAACACUGGCCAAUCUUUGUUAUUUUACCAGUUAACGGAUGAAGUACAUGUAAAUUAUUGAACUAAUUUGCAGGUAAUGAAUUAAGUAACCUGCAUUUAAUUAUUUGGAUUUCUUUCUAGUUAUCAUAUACAUGUAAUGACUGCAUAUUAUUUCAGAUGUAGUUAUAAAUUUGCUGGUUGUUUAAAUGCUAAUACGCAUAUCAUACAACACUGUUUCUUUAAAUUAACACAUUACUCAGUAGGUUUAUUUAAAAUUGUCUUUCUGACUACGAACAGAACAUGUUUUGUUACUACUAGUUUAUAUCAUAUACAAUCAAUUAUUGUAGGUUAUGUGAAGAAAAAAAUCAGCUUAAUAUGAAUUUGUUUACUCAGACAGUUCCUUUUAAAAACAUAGUUUUGUGGGGUUUUUUUUCAUAAAUUCACUAUACUUUUCAAAUGAUUAUGCUGGUAUGAAUACUUAAUCUUUUUUUUUAUUAUUUGUUACUAAUUUUGUGCCAUUUAUGUUUUCUAGUUUGGUUGUUGGACACCAUUCUCAAACAAAUCAUAUUGUUCUUCAGAAAAUUCUCACAUUAGUCUGUGUGUAUCAGAUUUCAAAUUCUAAGAUCAUGUUUAAUUCAAUGGCAAUUCAAAACAGUGGAAGAGUAAGCUUGCAUAUGAUGGAAAAAACAAAAGAAAAUCGUUUGAAAACUGACAAAACUUGGAAACACUGUUAAAAUCUGUCAUUGUUCUCACUUGCUUUUUUUAACAACUAUUUCUAUCGGUCUAGUUUUACAAGUGAAAGUGUUGCAGCAGGACUCUGUGUUUACAAAGUGGCUUUGUUUUGUUUUGCAAUGGUGCAGUGUCUGACUUUCACUCUCGGUGUUAACAUUUUGUGUUAACUUGCCUGGUAAUACUUUAAAGUAGAAGUUCUGGUAUUCCGUGUUCACUAUCUAGGUAUUUGGUGUGGUCAUAACCUCUGGUAUUCUGCGAUCACGAUGUCCAAUAUUGUUUGGUCAUAACCUCUGGUAUUCUGUGAUCACGAUGUCCAAUAUUGUUUGGUCUUUAUAUUUGAAAUUCCUUGGUCACAAUCUCUGGUAUCUAUGAUCACAAUGCCUAAUAUUGAAUUAUUCUUUGGUCACAAUUUCUAGUAUCUGCGAUCACAAUGUCUAAUCUGUGAUCACAAAGUCUAUUUUUCUUUGGUCACAAUCUCUGGUAUCUAUGAUCACAAUGUCUAAUAUUAUUUGGUUAGUCUACACUAUUCUAUGUCCUUACCAGGUGAUACAAUAUUCUGCAGUAACGACUGUUUUCUAAGUGUCCUUUUUGUAUGUUGACUCAUAUUACAUGUAUUUAGCUUUAUAAGUAAAACUGUACCAUACUUAUAUAUAGUACAUAUACAAUGAUUGAGAAAUAACCAAAGCUGUGAAAAAUUGUUAACUAUGUGAUACAAUAAAUUUGAAAUCCUGAA
Pecten maximus is the source of this 11939-nucleotide messenger RNA. Its product is annotated as 1-phosphatidylinositol 4,5-bisphosphate phosphodiesterase gamma-1-like. The transcript is spliced from 34 exons. Gene Ontology annotation, molecular function: protein binding; phosphatidylinositol-4,5-bisphosphate phospholipase C activity. Bases 205 to 4020 code for a protein of 1271 amino acids. Gene Ontology annotation, biological process: phosphatidylinositol-mediated signaling; positive regulation of epithelial cell migration; phospholipid catabolic process. The record is from RefSeq and is a predicted model, not a curated record. NCBI's taxonomy places the organism in Eukaryota, Metazoa, Mollusca, Bivalvia, Pectinida, Pectinidae.